AGGAGAAGAUAGAUAUUCAAACUGCUUUUUACUGGAACAUCCAUUAUGUGUUGGUCUGUUUAUUGGAACAAAACAGAAAUUGUGCUCUAAUUUGUGGAAUCUUGAUUCAGGAAAUUCAAAGACGUGAAGGUCUUGUAGAAAUUUGCCUGAUGCACCCCCUCGAUGUGGUGAAAACCAGGUUCCAGAUUCAGAGAAGUUCAACUGAUCCAAACAGUUACAAAAGCUUAGGAGACAGCUUUCGAACAAUUUUCCGAACAGAAGGGUUGUUUGGUUUUUACAAGGGAAUUCUACCACCCAUAUUGGCUGAAACACCAAAAAGAGCAGUGAAGUUUUUCACCUUUGAGCAAUAUAAGAAAUUGCUAGGAUAUGUGUCGCUGUCGCCAGCAUUGACAUUUGCCAUUGCUGGACUGGGGUCUGGACUAACAGAAGCCAUCGUGGUUAAUCCUUUUGAGGUAGUAAAAGUUGGCUUGCAAGCUAAUCGGAACACAUUUACAGAGCAGCCAUCCACUAUGAGCUACGCAAGACACAUCAUUAAGACGGAAGGUUUGGGACUCCAGGGCCUCAACAAAGGAUUUACAGCAACUUUGGGACGUCAUGGAGUUUUCAACAUGGUUUAUUUUGGCUUCUACUAUAAUGUCAAAAACAUUAUUCCUGUCAAUAAGGAUCCAACCUUGGAGUUUUUGCGAAAAUUUGGGAUUGGUCUUCUGUCAGGAACAAUAGCCUCAGUCAUUAACAUCCCUUUUGAUGUUGCCAAAAGUAGGAUUCAAGGGCCUCAGCCAGUUCCUGGAGAGAUCAAGUACAGAACCUGUUUUAAAACAAUGGCCACAGUCUAUCAGGAAGAAGGGAUUUUAGCUUUGUACAAAGGCCUGCUUCCCAAGAUUAUGAGGCUUGGACCAGGUGGUGCAGUGAUGCUGCUGGUUUAUGAAUAUACCUAUUCAUGGCUUCAGGAGAACUGGUAAUACUCUUGCAUCCUGUGAGAGCACUGCCUGCACAGAGCCCAUGAAAUUGAACCUUUAACCUCUCCAUGUGGAUGGGAUGGAAAAGGAUCUCUGAAGAGUGCAUUUGCCAAUUUAAAACAUUUUCACCCGCUAAGAAACAGAGGAAAUAUGUCAACGCUAACCAAUAAUAAUAAUGUUUUUAAAAAAAUCCCAUAUCUCAUUCCAUUUUCCUUCUCUUAUUUUUAAGAGUAGCUUUAAAUCAUAAUUGCUUUAAGUAGCAAAUUGUAUUGGGGGUUUCUGUUGUCCUUUUAAAUUUAUUUCAUGUGAAUUCACUGUUGCUAAGAAAAGACCUAAAGGGGAGGGGGGGGAAAGAAAACUUUGAUAUCAUUAAUAUUAGAUUUUUUAAAAAAAAAUACAAGAACCAGAAAAAUUAUAAAUAGCAUAAUAACAAGAGAUUUCUUAAUUUAGA
Molecule: messenger RNA, 1407 nt
Organism: Myotis davidii
Lineage: Eukaryota; Metazoa; Chordata; Mammalia; Chiroptera; Vespertilionidae
Gene: SLC25A21
Product: solute carrier family 25 (mitochondrial oxoadipate carrier), member 21
Exons: 11
Coding region: 150-959 (269 amino acids)
Source: RefSeq, a predicted model, not a curated record